ACGGGGCUCGCCAUGGUUCUCGGACGCAGGAACUCGCUUCUCCUGUUUUUCUUCGCUUUCUUCUAAAUGCAAUCAACCUGAAUCUCUCGGACUCGGAUUUUUUUGCUGUUUCAACUUAACGACUCAAGAGCGACGACCUGUUCCUUGCUGAGAUAUACGGAUCUGAAUAGAUAAACUUGUGUCCAACUGGGCGAUCAAGAUUUCAGGAUCCCUUUUCCCAGAGCGAAUUCCCUAGUUUGAGGAACUCGGGAAAGAAACUGUUCUGGAAGAAGAGGAGUGAGAAGGGGCCCUUAUUUAAGUGAAUGCUAGAGACAUUAUCAUGACUGCGGCAUGGGAGUGACGUGACAUCAGCAUUGGACUUUCCCUCCAAACAACCUUAUAUCCGCACACCCACACCAUGUGCUUCUCUCUUCGGAGAGGCAAAACUGACUGAAUGAACGACUACGCUGAGAAAGAUUGUGCGAGUGUGAAAAUGGACGAGUCUGCGCUCCUGGACCUGUUGGAGUGUCCGGUGUGCUUGGAGCGACUGGAUGCUACGGCAAAGGUGUUGCCGUGCCAGCACACAUUUUGCCGGCGCUGCCUGCUUGGAAUUGUGGGGUCGCGUGGAGAACUGCGCUGCCCGGAAUGCCGCACGCUAGUGGAGAGUGGCGUGGAUGAGUUGCCUAGCAACAUCCUCCUGGUACGGCUACUGGACGGUAUCAAGCAGAGGCCGAGGAGGACGGGAAGCAUGCACAGCACGUGUAUUAAUGGAUCUGCAGUGGCAGGGGUCCGAGCACAGAUUGCUGGAGGAGGCCAGAGGGAUCCAGGUCCCACGGGAGCCCAGUCUCAGAGGGUCCAGGCCAAGAGCACUCCAGUUAGGGGAGUUCCUCAGCUACCUUGUGCCAAGGCUUUAUACAACUAUGAUGGCAAAGAGCCCGGAGAUCUCAAGUUCAGCAAGGGUGACAUCAUCAUCUUGCGCCGACAGGUGGAUGAAAACUGGUACCAUGGAGAGAUGGGCGGAGUCCAUGGAUUCUUCCCCACCAACUUUGUCCAGGUCAUCAAACCUCUCCCACAGCCGCCCCCUCAAUGCAAGGCCCUGUAUGACUUUGAGCUGAAAGACAAGGAGGCUGACAAGGACUGCUUACCGUUUUCAAAGGAUGAUAUUCUUACUGUGAUUCGUCGUGUGGAUGAGAACUGGGCGGAAGGCAUGCUGGGAGAUAAGAUUGGCAUCUUCCCCAUAUCGUAUGUAGAGUUUAACAGUGCAGCACGACAGCUUAUAGAACUGGACAAGCCAUCUGAAUGUGGAGGAGACUCCAGUGAAGGGACCUCGUCCUCGGGCCCCCAGGCUAACGGCUCCCAGAAAGCCACUGGAGAGAAGAAGAACAGUAAGAAGCGACACUCCUUCACCUCUCUGACUAUGUCCCAUAAGCCCUGCCUGGCCCCUCCACCACAGAGACACUCCAUGGAGAUCAGCGGCCCGGUUCUGAUCAGCUCCUCCAACCCCACAGCAGCGGCCCGGAUUGGAGAGCUCAGCGGAGGCCUGUCCUCCAGCGCACCUUCACAGGUUCACAUUUGCACAACAGGACUCAUUGUUACUCCUCCACCAAGCAGUCCUGUCACCACAGCGACAGUUUUCACAUUUCCUCCAGAAACCAGCUAUGCCUCUAUUCCAGUGGAUGCUCUUCCUCCUCCACCUCCUCCUCCACCUCAGUCACAGUCCUCAACUGUGGGCGCUGCCGCCUUGAAUGCUGGUCAGAGGCCGUUGCCCGCUGUGGGUGAACAGAGUGGCCGUCAGAGACCCACCGUGUACGUGGCGAUGUUUCCCUACAUGCCUCGUAAGGAAGAUGAGUUGGAAUUGAGGAAGGGGGAGAUGUUUCUGGUGCUGGAGCGCUGUCAGGACGGCUGGUUUAAAGGAACAUCCAUGCACACUGGCAAGAUCGGAGUGUUUCCUGGUAACUACAUGAGUCCUGUCAACAGGACUGUUUCUGGCAGCAGUCAGCCAAAAGUUCCCCUGACCCUGUGCUCCCAGGCGGGACGUGGCGUCACCAUCGUCAGCCCCUCCUCUGCUCCUCUUGGAGCUGCCCUGGGGAGUGUCGAACCCAGCAAACCCCUCCCAGUCUGCCCAAAUCCCACCCCGUCUUGCCCACUGCCUGCUGCUGUAGUGUCAGCUGCACAUAUAGCCACUGGACAGCACCCCAAAGUGCUCAUGCAUGUGACGUCACAGAUGACCGUUAACCAGGCACGCAGUGCAGUCAGGACAGCUGUGAGUCAUAGUCAGGACCGGCCUACAGCAGCAGUGACGCCCAUCCAAUCCCACAAUCCUGUGUCCUACCUUCCUAGCACAGCUGUGGUUCUUCAGGCGUCACCUGUCCUCGGCUCCAGCCCAGGAUCCUCCUCAGCCAGAGUUGGUGUGGCUAUGAGCUGUGCCGCCGCCUCCUUGACCCCUCCUAAUGUUAGCGCUGCUUCUUUGGACAGUGAUGCCAUGAGACCUGUCUCUGUUGUAGCACUUCCUGUGAACCCUGGCGGCACAAAAUCUCUUGGUUCAGCUUUGAAUCACGGUGUUGCUUGUAGACUGGAUAAAGACUGCAAGGAAGGCAUCUGGCAAUUAGAAAUUCUCAAGAGUUUCACCUCUUUUGCUGAGCUGGAUGGUUACGCCUGCUGAUAUAGAGCUGAAAUCAUCAGUUUUUAGAAUUCAGACUGUUCUGCAAACCCAGAGGACACAACCUUGAGUGUUGUUCACUUUGGCUCGAUGUUCUGGGAGAUUUCUUGGUACUCUUGCAUGUACAGUGUAGCUGACUCACAGAUCUUCAGAGUUCACUUUUAUAAACCUCUUCUUUCUUUAUUUUUACCAGAUCUCUGGAGAUAAUCAUUCUAAUGUGUUUUGUUUUUGUUUUUGUAAUAGCUGGGAUAAUACUACUAGAGGAAUUAUUGAUAUAGUGAAAAUGUGGAGUAGAGUGAUUAAAGCGAGUCAGAGUCAAUUAAAUAAGUAAAUAAAAUAAUUUGAUUGUGU
Molecule: messenger RNA, 2989 nt
Organism: Sinocyclocheilus grahami
Lineage: Eukaryota; Metazoa; Chordata; Actinopteri; Cypriniformes; Cyprinidae
Product: E3 ubiquitin-protein ligase SH3RF1-like
Exons: 11
Coding region: 434-2641 (735 amino acids)
Biological process (GO): positive regulation of proteasomal ubiquitin-dependent protein catabolic process; protein ubiquitination; negative regulation of apoptotic process
Molecular function (GO): ubiquitin protein ligase activity; protein binding
Source: RefSeq, a predicted model, not a curated record